GACCCCCCUCAUCUUUCUGAAUAGAACUCUUAUUUAUCUCAUACCUAUCCAGACUCCACAUACGUCGUGCCAAGGCAACCACCUCACAGCCGCACUGCAUCAUCAGCGUCUACACCACGACCACUACUACACCACGACCACUAUCGUACUCUACGACCUAACCGCUCUGCAGCAAAUCUAAUCGGAUCGAACUAUUCGUCGAACCAUUCCCGUACGACUCCAAUACCCUCUCUCGGUUGCCCGGCCAUCGUUAUUCCCCUCGAUCCCCGCAUUCUCACCUUUCCCUCGUGGCGUGGGCUUGGAUACGGAGCUCCCCCCUGGACCAUAACGGAAGAUACUGGUGUGAAUUUGACGGUGGGAUGUUUCGCGCCCAGCAGAACGUCUUCGACGACGCAGUCGCCAAGGCGACCGAUGAGAACCUCACCUCUGAAAACUGGGAAUAUAUUCUUGAUGUUUGCGAUAAAGUCUCUGCGGAAGAGUCAGGGGCGAAAGAUGUCGUCGCGGCGAUGAUUAAACGGUUGGCGCAUCGGAAUGCGAAUGUACAGUUGUAUACUUUCGAGCUUGCCAAUGCGUUGGCUCAGAAUUGCGGACCGAAAAUCCACAGGGAGCUGGCGUCGAGGAGUUUCACGGAUGCACUUCUCCGUCUGGCGAACGACAGGAACACACACCAGCAGGUCAAGGCGAAGAUUCUGGAACGGAUGCAGGAGUGGACGGAGAUGUUCGCUAAUAACCCCGACUUUGGGAUUAUGGAGCAGGCGUACAUGAAGUUGAAGACGCAGAAUCCCAAUUUACAGCCGCCUUCCAAACCGGUCAAGAGCGAGAUCACCGACCUCGAUCGCCAGAAGGAAGAGGAGGAACUGCAGAUGGCUCUGGCGCUGUCUAUUCGUGAGAAACCGGCCGGUGAAUCUGCUGCUGCGCAACCGCAGGCCGAGGCCAGUACGGCAGCAGCAGCAGCAGCAGCAACAGCGACGACGGCGGGGGCGGCAACAAACGGACAAGGACAGCAGCAGGCGUCUCAGCCCGUACCGUCGGGCACUUCGGCGGCAACGGUGUCUCGCGUGCGUGCUCUGUUCGACUUCCAGCCCUCGGAACCGGGCGAGCUGCAGUUCCGCAAGGGCGAUAUCAUUGCCGUGCUCGAGUCGGUGUACAAGGACUGGUGGAAAGGUUCGUUGCGUGGGCAGACGGGCAUCUUCCCACUCAACUAUGUCGAGAAGCUGCCGGACCCGACGGUCGAGGAGCUGCAGCGCGAGGCCCAGAUGGAAGCCGAUGUCUUCGGCCAGAUCAAGAAUGUCGAGAAGUUGCUCACCCUGCUCAGCACGCGCAGCUCGGACCUCAACGCCCAGGAUAACGAGGAGAUCACCGCUCUGUACCAUUCCACCCUGGCCAUCCGUCCUAAACUGAUCGAACUGAUUGGCAAAUAUUCUCAAAAGAAGGAUGAAUUCACAAAACUCAACGAAAAGUUCAUCAAGGCAAGACGCGACUACGAGGCCCUCCUGGAAGCAUCCAUGGCACACCCGACGUUGCCUCAGCCUGCCUACGGACGACCAGCCCAGCCGGCAUAUGUUUAUCCAGGCCCAGGUCCCGCGGCGUUGGGGUAUCCGUCGGAUCCUCAACGGUACUUUAGUCCGCGACCAGAAAACCAACAACCUCCUGCCCAGUCGGUCUCGCCCGGCUACUACGAACAGUCCCACGCUCCCUAUCCUACCUCUGGCCCGUCGCCCGACCCUCGCAGUCGACCCGUACAGCAACAACCGCCUGCUGCUGACGCUUACCAACCGGUGAGCCACCGGCCCCAAUCCACCUACGACCACCCGCAAGAGCUCGGAACGUCCGUCUACGACUCCCCCGUUGACCAUCAUCGCCCCUCCUAUCCCAUCGGCGGCGGCCAGGUCUCCCCGCCCGCUCAUGUACAACAACAAGAUUAUCAGCCACCUGCCUACCCGCCAGACGAGGGUGUUCCAUCGAAUGCCCCUUACCCUCAACAACCCCAGCCCCAGCCCCAGCAGCAGCAGCAGCAGCCUCCGUACCCGACUCCCUCGGUCCCUGCUACCCACCAACCGCCUCCGGCUCACCAACCACCCCCGGUGCCUGGCGCCGCAGCACAACCGACCCCGUAUCCUUCCAUGACUCCUGGUGCGUCCGCUGGCGGCGAGUAUCAGGCAUACCAGCGUCCGGGGGCGACCAAUUCGAACCCUUCAUCGUACUACAGAUAG
Messenger RNA from Penicilliopsis zonata CBS 506.65, 2213 nucleotides. RefSeq lists its product as hypothetical. The record is from RefSeq and is a predicted model, not a curated record. Gene Ontology annotation, biological process: protein transport to vacuole involved in ubiquitin-dependent protein catabolic process via the multivesicular body sorting pathway. The transcript is spliced from 10 exons. Lineage: Eukaryota; Fungi; Ascomycota; Eurotiomycetes; Eurotiales; Aspergillaceae. Gene Ontology annotation, cellular component: ESCRT-0 complex. The coding region runs from base 360 to 2213 and encodes 617 amino acids. Gene Ontology annotation, molecular function: phosphatidylinositol binding; ubiquitin binding.